GUCUCUUCUGAGAGCGUCGCCGUCUGCAGAAGAGAGUUCCGGCGGAGGCAGAAGUGGUUUCCUUUCGUCUGUGCGGAGAGUCGCCAUGGAGGCGGUGGAUUCGGAUGUAGAAUCGCUGCCGCGUGGGGGUUUCCGCUGCUGCCUCUGCCAAGUUACUACAGCCAACCGACCCAGCCUAGAUGCCCAUUUGGGAGGCCGGAAGCACCGGCAUCUGAUAGAACUUCGAGCUGCCAGAAAGGCCCAGGGACUUCGGAGUGUGUUUGUCAGUGGUUUUCCCAAGGAUGUGGAUUCUGCAGAACUGUCUGAAUACUUCCAAGCAUUUGGACCUGUGGCCAGUGUGGUCAUGGACAAGGACAAGGGAGUAUUUGCCAUUGUGGAGAUGGGCGACGUGGGCUCCCGGGACGCCGCCCUGGCCCAGGAACAGCACAGCCUUCGAGGUCAGCGCCUCCGUGUGCGGCCUCGGGAGCAGAAAGCAUUCCAGAGCCCGGCCUCCAGGGGCCUCCGCGGUGCAGCCCCCGAUGACAGUGACCAGCUGCUCAGUGCCUUGGCUGAGGCCCCGGAUGUGGGCGGGCAGAUGCUGAGGCUGGUGGCUCUGCGGGAGCUGUCCGAGGCUGAGCGGCAGCUGCGGCGCCUGGUGGUGGCCCUGAUGCAGGAGGUCUUCACGGAGUUCUUCCCUGGCUGCACGGUCCACCCUUUUGGCUCUUCCACAAACAGCUUUGAUGUCCACGGCUGCGACCUCGACCUCUUCCUGGAUCUGGGGGAGCUGGAGGAGCCCCAGCCAGUCCCGAAGGCCCCAGAGUCUCCGUCCUUGGACUCCGCCCUCGCCUCCCCUCUGAAUCCUCAAGCGUGCACCCCAGCCUCCCCUGUGGACUCGCAGAGUCCUGUCUCUCCCCAUGACUCUGAAGUGCUGGACUUGGAGACCCUGUCCUCCUCCCUAGCACCCCAGACGCCAGACUCUGCGCUGGCCUCUGAGACACUUGCCUCUCCACAGUCCCUGCCUCCAGCCUCGCCCCUGCAGGAGGACAGGGGCGAGGGGGACCCUGGGAAGGGCUUGGGCACCACAGAAGCCCUGGAGGGUGAGAGGCCGGCAGGAGCGGCCAUGCUGGAGCUGGUGGGCUCCAUCUUGCGGCGCUGCGUCCCUGGUGUGUACCGUGUCCACAGUGUGCCCUCAGCCCGACGCCCCGUGGUGAAGUUCUGCCAUCGGCCCUCAGGGCUUCAUGGUGACGUCUCCCUCGGUAACCGGCUGGCCCUGCACAACUCCCGAUUCCUGAGCUUGUGCUCUGAGCUGGACGGGCGGGUCCGGCCGCUCGUGUACACUGUCCGCUGCUGGGCGCAGGGCCGAGGGCUGGCAGGGAGUGGCCCCCUCCUCAGCAACUACGCUCUGACCCUGCUCGUGGUCUACUUCCUGCAGACCCGGGAUCCCCCUGUGUUGCCCACAGUAGCCCAGCUCACCCAGAAAGCAGGUGAGGGGGAGCGGGUGGAAGUGGACGGCUGGGACUGCAGUUUCCCCAGGGACGUCUCUAGCCUGGAGUCCAGCACCAACGUGGAGCCCCUGGGCUCCCUCCUGGCCCAGUUCUUCUCCUGUGUUUCCUGCUGGGAUCUUCGUGGCUCUCUGCUGUCACUUCGGGAGGGUCGGGCGCUGUCAGUGGCUGGGGGCCAGCUAGCUGAUCUCUGGGAGGGUCUGCGCCUGGGCCCCGUGAAUCUCCAAGACCCCUUUGACCUGAGUCACAACGUGGCCGCCAACGUGACCAGCUGUGUAGCAGGGCGGCUGCAGAACUGCUGCCGGGCUGCAGCCAGUUAUUGUCGCAGCCUGCAGUUUCAGCGCCGAUCCGCCCGAGGCCGCUGCUGGGGGCUGCUGCCGCUCCUGCAGCCGCGCUCCGCCGCCUCACUGCUCGCAGCCACUCCCAUUCCCCUGCCCACAGCGCCCUUCCCCCAGCUUGCUGCCGCUGUGGUCCGGGUGCUGCAGGAUGCACUGGGGUGCCAGAUAGAACAGGGGACAAAGAGGCCAAGGCCUGGAGCAGGGAUGGAGGAGGCCGCCCAGGGAGGAGCUGGCAAAAGACUGAAGCUAGAUGGGCACGGAGAGGGCGGCAAGGACGGGGAUGAGCUGUGGGGGUACGUGGGGGAUCUCUGUCGAGAAGCAGAGGAGGAGAUGGUUGUGGAGGCUGGCGAGUCGACGCAAGACUGGGGCAUGUGGAGCCCUGGGCAAGCAGGGGACCCGCCGGUGGUGGCUAGCCGGUGCCCAGGCUCUGGAGGGGAAGGACAAGGCCGCCCAGCACUGGCCCGGCUGUGCGAGGGUCGCGCGAGCUGGCGCUGUGCCCUGUGGCACCGCACGUGGCAAGGGCGGCGGCGAGCCCGGCGGCGCCUGCAGCGGCAGCAGGGCCAGGGCGGUGACACAGGGGCUGAAUGGCUGGCGACCGAGGCCCGGGUGACCCAGGAGCUGGCGCGACCUGGCAGCGGGGAGCAGGGAGCCAGGGCUGAGCCCCUCGUGGCCUUCCUUGCGAGCGUGUCCGAGGCAGAGGGUAUGCUCACGGUCACCCCGCUGCAAGACGCGCAGGGCCUGUUCCCUGAGCUGCACCACUUCCUGCAGGGCUUCGUGCCCCAGGCAUUGCGCCAGACAAUAAAGCAAUGAGCUGCUGGACCA
Molecule: messenger RNA, 2641 nt
Organism: Chinchilla lanigera (long-tailed chinchilla)
Lineage: Eukaryota; Metazoa; Chordata; Mammalia; Rodentia; Chinchillidae
Gene: Tut1
Product: terminal uridylyl transferase 1, U6 snRNA-specific
Exons: 9
Coding region: 86-2629 (847 amino acids)
Cellular component (GO): mitochondrion
Molecular function (GO): poly(A) RNA polymerase activity; RNA binding
Source: RefSeq, a predicted model, not a curated record